CUCCGCGGCAAUCAUGACGGUGGGAGCCAGGCUCCGGAGCAAGGCGGCGAGCAGCCUCCCGCGCCGCGGGCCGCGAGGGCGAGGGCGUGCGGAGGGGGACGAGGAUUCGAUCGCCAUCGUGGAGCACCUGGAGUGCGAAGACGAGGCGGCGGGGGCUGCGGAGAGCGGGCUGAGCGGGGCGGGCCGGGCCAGCGGGGCGGGGAGGAGGCACCCGGGGACCAGGAGCGCCCGGAGGGUGCACUUCGCAGUCCUGCCCGAGCACUACGAGCCGCUGGAGGAGCCAGCGCCCGGCGACAAGCCCAGGAAGAGGUACCGGCAGAAGCUGAAGAAGUACGGCAAGAACGUCGGGAAGGUCAUCACCAAAGGCUGCCGCUACAUCGUCAUCGGUCUACAAGGAUUCGCCGCGGCCUACUCUGCUCCCUUUGGAGUGGCCACCAGCGUGGUAGCCCUCGUGCGCUGAUGGGAGCUGUGGGCUGGAGCUGCAAGGACGAGUGGAAGCCUCUGCUCUAGGAAUGGUGGGAAUCAGGAGCGUUUCAGACUUGAACUCUCAAAAUACGUGGAAGAGGAAAAAAAUGCCUUUCUUUGUUGAAUCGGAAGAAUGUGAUGAAUGAGUUACCCCUGCCCGUCUGCUAAGCUUUUCACAUUUCUCAGACACGGCUGGAUCCGAUGAUCAGUUCUGCAGAGAAUUAGGCCGAGGUUAGGUUUGGGAUUAGGAUGAGUUUGCCAAAGCCAGAGCCUUCAUGUGGGGGUAGCAGGGGUGUAGAUGCAGGUAAACCCUGCACAGGUUAGAGCAGUGAACGUGGGUAGCAGAGCGUGAAUUUGAGGACUAAGAGAUGUCGACCUGGAGUCACGUGAUUUGCUGCAUUCCCCCCGAAAGGUCAUGGGCUGACAGGGACACUCACAGUCCUGGGCCACCUUGGUUCAGAGGCAGCAAAGGAGCUGUUUAUUUCUGAAGCUGUUCUCUGCCAUCUCCUUCCUCCCCUGCUCUGUCACCAGGAGUUUAAUUACAGGCUUGAGAAGGAAGGAAGAAAAAAAAUCUCUUUGAAGGCUACGGUAUUUUGAAAACUGUGUUGACAGUUGUGUCCCGGCUGCUUAAAGGGAUAAAAGCUUGUCAUUUUCACCCAUCUCUGCAGGAACGUGCCCCUGGCGAUGUGAGAGGGAGGAAGGGCAAGUUCAGAGGCAGGCCGGAUGGCUGGGGCAGGCUGUCUGAGGGCCGUGCCUGCCGCUCUUGUGCCCUGCCGUUGUGUUUGGGGCUGGCCGGAUUCCCCUUGGAAGCGUGUGGCUGGCUGUGGUUGUGGGCAUCAGCUCACUUGACAGCUGCUCAAUGCCUUCUCUAGCCAGGCCGACUGGGGAGCUUUGUGCUGGGACACAGGGACCGAGAGAGGUGACAGCUGGGAAUGAAAGUGGCUGUGGAGAAGGAACUGUAAGUAGGAGACAGGUGUGACGGAUGUAGAAACAAGGCAAGAGGAUGUUGAAGGGAGUAAGAGACUGGUUUGGAAGAUCAGUGCUGAGGGAUUUAGGUGGCCGGGUAGGGCCAGGAGAAAGGGCGGGAGGUGUCAUGGCUGGUGCUUACAAACACUCCGAAGCCCCUGAGCCCACACAGGCUGCACAGUUUGGCCUCAUCUCACCUAGGUUCAAAGGUUAGAGUGGACAUAGGUGGGCCUGACACCCACUGAUGAUGGCCACAGGCUAGCACUGGACACUGGGCAGGAAGUGAAAGAAAGAGAAGGUCCUGCCUACAUUCCCUCUGCCAGCCUGUGAUGGGCCACUGCUCCGACAGAAAAUCUGGAAGUUCAGAGUGGUCUGCAGCACCAGCCUACCUGCUGCCCCGGGGCCUUCCUAGGGCAUGCAGGGGAGGCCUCUAAGGCUUGUGCACCACUGAUCAAGCCCAACCAGGUGGUACUGGGAGGUGGAGAAGGUGGGAAGACAGACAGAUGCAUAGAAAAAGGAAUAGGUGGAGGAGAGUCAGCUCCCCCUGUUGGAGGCUCCUUUUGUUGAUGACCUGGGACCCAGUUUCUGCAUCAUUAACAUUUGUGAUGAAAGGAGAACAAAGGAUCUUGUUUUAGCCCGUGUGGCGAAAGUUGGGAAUGGCACAUUUUCACACAUGAGAGGUAAUUAUAUAGCCUGCCUAGAACAUUGGGAGCCUGGGAGAAGGGGGGAAAGCUGCAAGUGGAAGAGAAAGCAUAGUUAGUGGGAAAGAGGGUGCCCUGGGGGGCUGUUGUCUUAGCACAUAAGGACAAGAAGUUUGGAGAAUGCCUUCUGCAGUGACCUAGCAAUGCUGACGAGCCAACGGACCCAGCAUCCUCAUGACGACGUGGAAGGUGACCCCAGGCUGUGCCAAGACCUGCUUCCCUUUCCUAGGGAUGUGCCUGAGGAAGAGCUUCCUCAUGUCUGUCUCCCAGAAUGGACAAACCGUAAGGUCAAGCACAUGUGGCCCUGAAAUUCUCAGUCUAGUUAAGAAUUGACUCAGAAAUGUCCAAAGUCAAAACCUUACCGGAUUGCCCUGGGAAUCAGGGUCACAUGCCCAGAAGAUAAACUUCCCCUUGUCAUCAGCCUGACCAGCCGCCCCUCAUGACAGCCUCUGUGUGGUUCUUGGACUUGAGAACCUCAAUCUCGGCACAGAUGACCUUUUACCUUUUCUUCCUCCACAAUUUGUUUUUGUGUUGUCGUUGCUAAAAUAUCAGGGCCCGUACCCACUGGUGAUUGACUUUUAGAGCUUUUCCUCUGUGUGUGUGACCAAGAGGCUUCUUUUAUAUUAUUUUUAGCCCUACUGUGUAAAUAAAAUCCCCAGUUUGUGUAAUG
This is a messenger RNA of Tupaia belangeri chinensis (Chinese tree shrew), 2802 nucleotides long. It is a transcript of the gene CUNH1orf115, whose product is annotated as chromosome unknown C1orf115 homolog. The transcript is spliced from 2 exons. The record is from RefSeq and is a predicted model, not a curated record. NCBI's taxonomy places the organism in Eukaryota, Metazoa, Chordata, Mammalia, Scandentia, Tupaiidae. Bases 14 to 460 code for a protein of 148 amino acids.